Messenger RNA from Tuber aestivum (summer truffle), 2168 nucleotides. The record is from the annotation of a GenBank genome assembly. NCBI's taxonomy places the organism in Eukaryota, Fungi, Ascomycota, Pezizomycetes, Pezizales, Tuberaceae.
CUCCAGAGUUCGAACCACUAGAUAUGCAGUAUACUGCCCAGAACUCAAAAGGCCCCCAUCCAUCCACAACGGGCUCCAAAGAGACAGUUUUCUCUAACGGGGAGUAUUUUGAGACGGGUUCUAACGGUACGAGGGAAAAUGCGAAUACAACGCGGAAUAUUGACGCCAUGAUACGAGAGGACAAGCCUUCGUUAUUGAGCAAGAAUUCGUUGAAGCUCUACUUCUGUCUCCUUGUGAGUUACUUGGUUUCAACGAUGAACGGAUAUGACGGUUCUCUGAUGUGAGCAGACGAUUUUCCUGCCUAACUUCCUCCACUACGCUUAACCUUUAACCACCCUGGAUUUAUGUUAAUUCAUUGAUGUAUAGGGGCGCUGUCAAUGACAUGGAACAGUAUCAAAAUUCAUUUGGCCUGAACGGUAAAGGCUCUAGUACGGGUAUUGUUUUCAUGAUCUACAACGUAUGUAUCUUGCAUAUCCAGUCCUCACCCCCCAUCCCAGCAUCAAACUAACGGAACCAAUGCCAGUUGGGACAAAUCGCCGCAUUCCCCGCAAUUGGGUGGCUCGCAGACGGAUACGGUAGGCGGUGGGGUAUGUUCGUCGGUUGUGCAAUUGUCCUUGUUGGAACUGCGGUGCAGGCCACGGCCAAUGGCUGUGAGUAUUCCUUUUUUUUUUCGGAAUGUUUUCCAUUACCGAGAAGCAACUAAGUCCCUAGCUAGUAGGACAAUUCCAAGGGGGAAGGUUCAUCCUUGGAUUCGGCGCGGCGAUAGCUUGCGGUUCUGCACCUCCCUAUGCUGUUGAAUUGUCGCACCCAGCGUACCGUGGUACCCAGGCUGGCCUUUUCAAUGUCUGCUGGUAUCUAGGGUCUAUUAGUAUGGACUCUUAUAUGAGCGCUCAUUCGCAGAUUCUAACUAACCUAGUUUCCCGUUGUAGUUGCAGGGUGGUGCUGUGUCGGCAGCAAUCGCCACAUGGGUAACUCGUGGGCAUGGAGGACCCCUACUAUCGUUCAGGGAGCCAUUCCUGCCCUCGUUGUCAUUCUGGUCUUCUUCAUCCCGGAAUCUCCCCGUUGGUUAAUCGCUCAAGGCCGUGACGAGGAGGCUAUCGGGAUUCUAGCUAAAUACCACGGCGAGGGCGACCGCCAAUCCCCAGUCGUGCAGGCUGAGUUCAGGGAGAUGAGCGAGCAAAUUGGAACCACAUCCUCCGACAAGAUCUGGUGGGACUACCGCGAUCUCGUGAACACACGAAAGGCUAGGUAUAGACUUGGCCUCGUCAGUAAGUAUCAUCCCGCGCCCCACACCAAAUUUUCCCGAGCCGCUAAUGGAUCACAGUUGCCAUCGCGUUCUUUGGUCAAUGGUCCGGAAACAAUGUCGUAUCAUACUACAUGCCAACAAUGUUCCAGCAGACCGGUAUCCAGUCUUCAGACACUCGUCUUAUUCUCAACGGAAUAUACCCGGUAUUCUGCAUGUUUGCAGCCGUCUGGGGUGCAACGCUUCUUGAUAGGCUCGGGCGUAGGCCAAUGCUUAUGGUGGCUACCGCCUUCACAGUGCUCUGCUUCGCCAUCAUCACCGCCGGAACGGCCGUCUCGUCAACUUCAAACGGUGCUUCGUACGCUGUUAUCGCGUUCAUCUACAUCUUUGGUAUGGCAUUCUCUUGGGCGUAUACUCCUUUGCAAACACUCUACAACACUGAGGUUCUCGAGACAAGGACUCGCGCCAAGGGUUCUGGGCUCAACUUUUUGUUCGUGAACAUUGCUAUGUGCGUGAAUACUUUCGCUGCGCCGGUUGCCAUGGAAGCUAUUGGGUGGAGGUACUAUAUUGUGUUUAUUGUAUGGAAUUGUUUCGAAGUUUUUGUAAUUUGGAUGUGGUUCGUUGAGACAGCCGGGCAUACCCUCGAACAAAUCACCGAGAUUUUUGAGAGCGAGAACCCAGUCAAGACGAGCUUGGAGACUAGAAAGAGGAAAAAGAAUGGGGGCGACAGUGCAUGAUUAGUGUUUGUCUGAAUUUUCGCGUUAGAGCCGGCGGUUCCGUUGGGAUUCUCUUUUUUAUUUUCCUUCUUUCUCCCUUACUGCGCUGUACAGUAUGGCUAUUGGGUACGGUUCGUGUUAUGAAAUACUAUAGAAUACUUUGAUAAUUUUUGAACGAAUAAUAUCACCAGUUAGGUGACCCUACUUGC